Molecule: messenger RNA, 1510 nt
Organism: Carya illinoinensis
Lineage: Eukaryota; Viridiplantae; Streptophyta; Magnoliopsida; Fagales; Juglandaceae
Product: methyltransferase N6AMT1-like
Exons: 3
Coding region: 392-1171 (259 amino acids)
Biological process (GO): methylation
Cellular component (GO): eRF1 methyltransferase complex
Molecular function (GO): nucleic acid binding; S-adenosylmethionine-dependent methyltransferase activity; protein methyltransferase activity
Source: RefSeq, a predicted model, not a curated record
ACAGCUUUUAUAUGUAUCCGGCUACGAACUGAUGUAGCACCGACCAUUUCCAUGCAUUUUCCUGCCAUGCUUCCCGAAUCCCGCAUUUCUAACAUAAAAGCGACUUAAGCGCCGCAAGGUACAAACAACUCAGCGACCACGCAAAACAUACGCGCGUAGCAGAGUCGCAGGCUCUCUCUCUCUCUCUCUCUCUCUCUCUCUCGCGCGCGCGCUUGCGAAGAGUAGAUGGAACUGGGAAGGCUUCCCAUCUCAGUGUGAGAGGCAAACUGGUAUCGGCAGGCUAUACCACUCUUUCUUCUCUCUCGUCUUCCCAGCUUGUUCGAGAACGUGACAACCUAGAGCUGGAGUCAACAUAAACCUCUUUCUGAAGGAAGAUAAACUAUGGAACAAUAUGAGGCAACCAAAUCUCUGGCAUAAACAUAAUAUUUUCAGUUCAUUUCAGGUCCUUUACAAGAUGUUCUUCAAGAUGGCCCAAAUCAGCCUUGUGAGUACACAUAGGGAGGUUUAUGAACCAUGUGACGAUUCAUUUGCACUGGUUGAUGCACUUCUCGCAGAUAGAAAUAACCUGUUAGAGCAUCAUCCAACAUUGUGCAUGGAAGUGGGUUGCGGUAGUGGGUAUAUCAUCACCUCUUUAGCUCUCAUGUUGGGACAGAAGGCUGCUGGAGUUCACUAUAUUGCUACUGAUGUCAAUCCUCAUGCAGUGAGAGUUACCAAUGAGACCCUAGAAGCACAUGGUGUUCAUGCAGAGUUGCUAGCCACUGACAUUGCAUCAGGAUUGGAGAUGCGUUUGGCAGGAUUGGUUGAUGUAAUGGUUGUGAACCCACCAUAUGUGCCAACACCCGAAGAUGAAGUGGGUCGUGAAGGAAUUGCCUCUGCUUGGGCAUGUGGGGAGAAUGGCCGGAGAGUUAUCGAUAAGAUAUUGCCAAUUGCUGACAAUCUAUUGUCAGAUAAGGGCUGGUUGUACAUGGUCAUGCUUACCGCUAACAAUCCCUCAGAGAUAUGCCUUCAAAUGAGAGAGAAGGGAUACGCUGCUAGAAUUGUCAUCCAGAGAUCAACAGAAGAAGAGUCUCUUCAAGUCAUUAAAUUCUGGCGGGAGUUCAAUACUCAAAGUAGGUCAAAGGAAAUGGCGACAGCAAACAAAACAGUUCCUGCAAGAGUCAUGCAGGAAUGAAUCUCCAGUCUCAGAGUUUCCUAAAUCUGACAUUUUUAGCCAUGGUAGCUGAUAAAGGUGAAGGUAAAAGAAGUGUGUAACAUCUUUGACCUCAGUCACAUUAAGAAUUAUUUCUCUUUAAUUUAUAUUAUAAUCGGGAUUACUCAGUCAACAUUAAAGAAAUAAAAUCCGGUUUCAGGAUGAAGGGAGGGAAAGCAAUUUGCCCUGGAGCCUUCAUUUUAAAGAAUUAUGACUUGUGAGUACCGAAAUGCCUUGGUUUGAUUAGCUAGAGAGGGAAGUCGCUCUGAGAACGAUCGUGUCUUGAAGACUGUAAAAUGUAAAUAUAUUCAUUAUUUUCCA